AAACAUGGGAGAAUGGAUAUAGAGGUGGUAUGACAUUGAAGUUCUGGAGGCAGCGGAAGAGCUCCGGGUGGCACGUGCGGCGGACAUGCGAUGCCACCACCGAUCGAUAUCAAUAUUGUCUUCUUAUAUCGGGGUCGAACGGGAAAACAGCAACUGGAAUGCGACAAUUCACAAUACCAGCAUGCUGUAGGAGAUAUUCAAUCACUAUAAGAAAGCAGCUCUGGUCCGGUAUCGCAAUCUCAGCUACGACUACUUGUUAUCAAUCUAAUCGCUGUUGUGGGAUAUAUAAGAGCAUAAUCUGCUAAAAAAUCAGAUCACAUUCUUUUACCGAUUUUUUCAAUUUAUUCUCAUCUUCUGCAAAUUCACAAUUCUAAAAAUCAAUUCAUACCAAACUCCAAAAUGCAACCAGACUGGUGGCCCGGAGAGGUUCAUGAUCAAUUCACAGAAUGGGCCGCUUCCCAAGGAAUUGUCAUGAAUGGAGUCGCCCCGGCGAGAUUUCCAGGUCGCGGCUUGGGAAUGAUAGCUACUCGUAAUAUCAUGAAAGAUGAAAAGAUAGUGAUAGUGCCAUUGGAUGCCAUGGUGACUUCUCAAUGUCUUCCUGAGGCAUUUCGCAGGAAAUUCCCCGAAGGGACCUCCACCCAUGCAUUAUAUGCUGCGUUUUUCACCCAUGGGGACCCAGAAGAUCUCGAAAAAUACGAGCUCUGGAGAAAAACUUGGCCUCACCCUCAAGACUUUGAAGACAGCAUGCCCAUUCUGUGGCCCCAGGCCUUGCGAGCCUCCAACUCGAAAUAUGACAGCCACUCGACUCAGUCAGUUCUUCUUCCUCCAUCAAUAUCCGGCUCUUGGGAUGGAAUCCCCAAAAAUAGGGGUGGGCAUGAAUACGACACUUUCCAUCAAAACCUGCUUCCCCAGCAAGAGAAGAGACUUCAUGAUGCGUGGAGUACUGUUGUGUCCGUUUUUCCUGAUACAGAUUGGGAUACCUUUGCAUAUCACUGGCUCAUUGUCAAUACGAGGAGUUUCUUUUAUCUGAUGCCUGGUGACGAGGCACCAGAAGACCGCAAUGAUGCCAUGGCACUAUUGCCAUUUGCAGAUUACUUUAACCAUUCAGAUGUGGCAUGUAAUGUGAAUUUCGAUGGUGCAAACUACGUCUUCCGGGCUACAAAGAAUUAUGAACAAGGAGAAGAAAUAUACAUGAGCUAUGGAGCUCACCCAAAUGAUUUUCUGUUUGCUGAAUACGGGUUUUUCCUCGAUGAUAAUGAAUAUGAAUCAUUAUAUCUCGAUGAUAUUAUAUUCCAAGAUUUCGACGCAUCCCAGCAUGAGGAACUGGAUUUACAGCAAUACUACGGUAAUUAUCAAUUAACUGCCACUGGCGCCUGUUUCCGCACUGAAAUCGCUGCCUGCAUUAAGUAUAUGACACGCAGAGACUGGCGGAAUUAUGUUCUCGGCCAUUCCAUGAAGGGUGUUGACGACAAUAAGACCCAGGCCACUAUCCAAGAAUGGAUAAAGAUUUAUGCCAAAGAGGCGGAUAGGAAAAUCGCCACUUUGGAGGCUAUGAAAUCCAGCGGAGAGAACCAGAUACAUAGCGGAAAGAUUGAUAUGCUCCUGAAACGAUGGAAGCAGAUCAAGCAUCUCUGCGACGAAGCCUUGAAAGCUGAUUCCUGCUAAAAUACAGGGAAGGACUUGUAGAUUGAAGCUGGUUACCUCU
Aspergillus wentii DTO 134E9 is the source of this 1705-nucleotide messenger RNA. RefSeq lists its product as uncharacterized. The transcript has 6 exons. Gene Ontology annotation, biological process: peptidyl-lysine monomethylation. The record is from RefSeq and is a predicted model, not a curated record. Gene Ontology annotation, molecular function: protein-lysine N-methyltransferase activity; protein binding. Lineage: Eukaryota; Fungi; Ascomycota; Eurotiomycetes; Eurotiales; Aspergillaceae. Bases 400 to 1665 code for a protein of 421 amino acids.